Messenger RNA from Arachis stenosperma, 834 nucleotides. RefSeq lists its product as uncharacterized. The record is from RefSeq and is a predicted model, not a curated record. The transcript is spliced from 3 exons. NCBI's taxonomy places the organism in Eukaryota, Viridiplantae, Streptophyta, Magnoliopsida, Fabales, Fabaceae. Bases 1 to 834 code for a protein of 277 amino acids.
AUGGAUGUGCCUUGGAAGCUGAACUUAGAUAGUUGCAUAAAUUUGAGAUGGUUGCGCCUAUGCUCAAUGAAGAACACUGCCAUUGCGCAUAAAUGGUUUCUCGAACUGUUUGAUAAGUUUCCUUACCUUGAGACUCUGCAAAUACAUCGGUGCUCUAUGUCCGAGAGGAUUAAUAUAUCAAGUUCUCAACUCAAGUUCUUAGAUUUUUUGUGGUGCUCAAACUUGAAGGAGCUCAACAUUGAUGCCCCAAAUUUAUUAUCAUGUGACUUUAGGGGAAAUGACACACCUGUUAUAACUUUUCUGAGCAGUUCUAAUAAACUAAAAGUGAAUGUUUUUACUGACAUGGAUUUUCAACACUAUAACUUGAAGGAAUUUAUCCAAAACAUUAAACCACACCAGGUUUUGACAUCACUCUCCCUCUUUGUGGAUUUCCCACUUGAUAUUGAACCGGGUGUGUUGCAAUCAGUUUCAUCCACUCCUCCGCAUAUUAGACAUUUGGAAUUUCGUCGUGUUCCAAACAGGGAAGCUCUUUACUUUCCCUAUCUGAAUUGGUUGCUUUCAAGUUGCUGCCCAGAAACCAUUUCAUUCCUUUGGCAAUCCUCUUCUUAUUAUAUCGAUAUUAGACCAUUCAUUGUGUUUAUCUACGAGAUGUUGAUGGGCAGAAUAGGCUGUUGCAGAUCGGAUCAUGGUAAUAAAUGUUGGUGGCAUGCCUUGAAGAAUGUUAAGGUCACAUGUUCAUUCAUAACUAGGGACAUAGUGAACAUUAAGACCAUGUUAGAUGCAUGGCCAGAUUCUGAUGCCGAGGAAAAUGUUAGGUUCAUCUUAGAACUGUAA